This is a messenger RNA of Musa acuminata subsp. malaccensis (wild Malaysian banana), 1610 nucleotides long. Its product is annotated as ubiquitin carboxyl-terminal hydrolase 3. Gene Ontology annotation, molecular function: cysteine-type deubiquitinase activity. Gene Ontology annotation, biological process: protein deubiquitination. NCBI's taxonomy places the organism in Eukaryota, Viridiplantae, Streptophyta, Magnoliopsida, Zingiberales, Musaceae. Gene Ontology annotation, cellular component: cytosol; nucleus. The record is from RefSeq and is a predicted model, not a curated record.
CGUCUUCCGAUCCGUCGCGCUCCGCCCAUCAUCAACAACGGACCGAUCCGAAAUAAAUAGAACGAAGAGGGAAAGAAAGGAAACUACAGAAAGAGCCGGCGAGGAAACCCUAGUGGGGACGUUUACGAUCGAGGCACGAAUUCCUUCCCGUUUCAGUCGAUAGAGCCUCUCCAUCGGUGGGGGCGAAACCUCGGAACCGACGGCUGAGGGAGCGAUAGGGGGAACGCGACAGGGUUCGGGUUGCGGCGCUUGGAUUGCUGCUGGGCGGUGAGCACGAACGGUGGAUGGUGAUGGGCGCCACGGGGUCUAAGUUGGAGAAGGCCCUCGGCGAGCAAUUUCCCGAAGGCGAGCGCUACUUUGGUCUCGAGAACUUCGGCAAUACCUGCUAUUGCAACAGCGUCUUGCAGGUGCUUUAUUUUUGCAUCCCCUUCCGUGAGCAAUUGCUGGAUUACUAUGAAAACAACAAAAAUGUUGGGGAUGCAGAGGAGAACCUUUUGACAUGUCUUGCCGAUCUGUUCUCUCAGAUCAGCUCUCAGAAGAAGAAAACUGGCGUUAUAUCUCCUAGGCGUUUUGUGCAAAGAGUGAAGAAACAAAAUGAACUCUUCCGCAGCUAUAUGCACCAGGAUGCACAUGAAUUUCUGAAUUUCCUGCUUAAUGAGCUUGUUGAUACUCUGGAGAGAGAGUCUAAUGCUGCAAAUUCUUCCCCUGAAGCCUCAUCAUCAUCAUCGUCAUCAUCAUCUGAGAAGGUUGCAAAUGGUCCAAGCAAUCCUCCUGUCAAUGGCUUACGGAAAGACCCUUUUGUUACUUGGGUUCAUGACAGUUUUCAGGGUAUUCUAACCAAUGAAACGAGGUGCUUGCGUUGUGAAACUGUUACUGCAAGAGAUGAAACAUUUUUUGACCUAAGCCUUGACAUUGAGCAAAAUAGUUCAAUCACAAGUUGUCUCAAGAAUUUUAGCUCAACAGAGACUCUGAAUGCAGAGGACAAGUUUUUCUGCGACAAAUGCUGCAGUUUGCAAGAGGCCCAGAAGAGGAUGAAGAUUAAGAAGCCACCAAGCAUCCUGGUAAUUCAUCUCAAGCGCUUCAAGUAUAUUGAGCACCUUGGUCGUAACAAGAAGCUAUCAUACCGGGUCGUGUUUCCCAUGGAGUUGAAACUUAUGAACACUGUCGAAGAUCCCGACACAGAGUAUUCACUCUUUGCAGUUGUGGUUCAUAUAGGAACUGGUCCGAACCAUGGUCACUAUGUCAGUCUCGUCAAGAGUCAUAACCACUGGCUCUACUUUGACGAUGAGACUGUGGAGAUGAUUGAUGAAUUGACCAUGCACAAGUACUUUGGUUCUUCACAGGAGUACCCGAGCAACACAGAACAUGGGUAUAUUUUGUUCUAUGAGAGCCUUGGUAAAAGCAGCUGAGGAGCUCAUCAUUUGGGGUUUUGAGGCACUUUUCAUUUUCCAGCCAUUAAUACCUUUUUUUCCCUAAUAUAUAUUUUUUAGAAUUGCUAUUCAAAUUCUAGGUAUAGAGCUUAACCAGAGGAUGUGAUAUUUAUAGUAAAUGCAGUGUAUAGUGGAUGGUGGAAGCCCAUAAUCUUUUUCUCUAAUAAGGAAUUUUCAGGA